UUUGGAUGGAGCUCUAUGCUAAUAUCGGCAGCCUCUUCGGUGCUCGCUGUCAGUGGUGGCUUCGGAGUCUAGGCAGGCUCUUCUACAGCCAUGGCCGAAAGUGGUGAAGGGGAAGAUGAAAUUCAGUUCUUACGAACUGAAGAUGAGGUAGUGCUGCAGUGUGUUGCCGCCAUUCAGAAGGAGAAUCGCAAAUUUUGCCUCACAGCAGAGGGACUCGGCAACCGCCUGUGUUAUCUGGAGCCCACAUCGGAGGCGAAGUUUAUUCCUCCUGACCUAUGCAUCUGCAACUUUGUGCUGGAGCAAUCGCUCUCAGUGAGGGCUUUACAGGAGAUGCUAGCCGGGCAGAGCGGAGAAGGGAGUCCUGAUCAUGAUCAAUGGGCAGCCCAGGGCGGUGGACAUCGGACACUGCUGUAUGGUCACGCCAUCCUCCUAAGACAUUCCUUAAGUGGAAUGUAUCUGACCUGUCUGAAGACCUCCAGGUCUUUAACAGAUAAGCUGUCUUUUGAUGUUGGCCUACAAGAAGAAUCAACUGGGGAGGCUUGUUGGUGGACAAUUCACCCUGCAUCCAAGCAGAGGUCAGAAGGUGAGAAGGUCCGCAUUGGAGAUGACCUAAUUUUGGUCAGUGUGUCCUCAGAGAGGUACCUGCACCUCUCCAUCUCGAACGGGAGCAUUCAGGUGGAUGCUUCUUUCAUGCAAACACUGUGGAAUGUUCAACCUACCUGCUCCAGAGCCAACACAGCAGUGGGAUAUCUCCUUGGUGGCCAUGUGAUGCGCUUGUUUCAUGGGCACGAUGAGAGUCUCACUAUACCAGGAUCUGAUCAAAGUGCAGAGGAACAGAGAAUGGUGAACUAUGAAGUCGGUAAAGGAGGGUCCAAGGCCAGGUCUUUAUGGAGGCUGGAGCCACUUCGGAUAAGCUGGAGUGGGAGCCACAUUAGAUGGGGUCAGCCCUUUCGUCUACGCCAUCUUUCCACCGGUCACUACCUGGGCCAGACAGAAGAUCACGGUCUGAUACUACUGGACAGAAAGAAGUCUGACACUGCUGCGACUGCCUUCUGCUUUAGGCCAAGCAAGGAAAAGGUUGAAUCCGGUCCAAAGCGUGAUAUAGACGGCAUGGGAGUGGCAGAGAUCAAAUAUGGCGAUUCUGUCUGUUUCGUCAUGCACGUGUCCACCGGCCUCUGGCUCUCCUACCAGGCACCCGAUGCGAAAUCUUCUCGUUUGGGGCCGCUGAAGAGAAGAGCCGUCCUCUCUCCGGAGGGUCAUAUGGAUGAUGGGCUGACUCUGCAGCUCUGUCAGCAUGAGGAGUCCCGGGCGGCUCGCAUCAUUCGCAACACUACUCACCUCUUUACUCAGUUUAUCAGGGGACUGUAUGACUUGACUGGAGAAAAGGCCUCUGAGGUGAUUCUGCCUGUGGGUGAGGUCCUGCAGACCCUCAAUGACCUCAUUGUGUACUUCCAGCAGCCAGACUCUGAGCUGGAGCAUGAGGAAAAACAGAUGCAGCUCAGAUCCAUCAUCAAACGGCAAGAUCUCUUCAAAGAGGAGGGGAUGUUAACCCUGAUCUCACACUGCAUUGAUCGGCUAAAUGUGUACAACAGUGCUGCUGAGUUUGAGGAGUUAGCAGGCGAGGAGGCUGGAGAAGCAUGGAAAGACAUUUUGAACCUCCUUUAUGAGCUUCUGGCUGCUUUGAUUCGAGGAAACAGGACCAACUGCACACAGCUCUCUCGCAAGCUAGAUUGGCUGGUCAGCAAGCUAGAGCGAUUGGAGUCCUCAUCAGGCAUUUUAGAGGUACUUCAUUGUAUCCUAAUUGACAGUCCAGAAUCGCUAAACAUCAUCCAGAAGGCCCACAUCAGAUCCAUCAUCUCCCUCCUGUAUAAGCAUGGACGCAACCACAAGAUUCUAGACGUUCUUUGUUCCCUUUGUGUCUGCAAUGGUGUGGCUGUAAGAGCCAAUCAGAAUUUCAUCUGUGACCACCUGCUUCCCAAGAGAGACCUGCUGCUCCAGACACGACUGGUCAAUGAUGUUCAAAGUAUGAGACCCAAUAUCUUCCUGGGCAUGAGUGAGGGGUCAGCACAGUAUAAGAAAUGGUACUAUGAACUGAUCAUUGAUCAAGUAGACCACUAUGUGACCAGCGAGCCCACCCACCUUCGUGUCGGCUGGGCCACCACCAGAGGCUAUGCCCCUUAUCCCGGGGGUGGAGAGGGCUGGGGAGGAAAUGGUGUGGGGGAUGACCUCUACUCAUACAGUUUUGAUGGGCUACAUCUGUGGUCAGGACGAAUCCCAAGAGCUGUAGCCUCGGUUAACCAGCACUUGCUGAACUCAGACGAUGUUGUGAGCUGCUGUCUAGAUCUCGGAGCUCCUAGUAUGUCUUUCCGAAUUAACGGCCAGCCAGUACAAGGCAUGUUUGAAGACUUCAACUUGGAUGGCUUCUUCUUUCCUGUCGUCAGUUUUUCAGCAGGGGUCAAGGUUCGAUUCCUGUUGGGUGGUCGCCAUGGAGACUUCAAAUUCCUGCCUCCAGCAGGAUACGUACCAUGUUAUGAAGCCCUCCUCCCCAAAGAAAAGAUGCGUGUGGAGCCUGUCAAGGAGUAUAAGAGAGAUCUGGAAGGAGUUAGAGAUCUUCUUGGCACCACAGAGUUCCUUUCACAGGCCUCUUUCAUUCCCGUUCCUGUUGACACCAGUCUGAUCGUCCUGCCUCCACAUCUUGAAAACGUGAGAGACAAGUUAGCCGAGAACAUCCAUGAGCUUUGGGGCAUGAACAAAAUAGAGCUCGGGUGGACGUAUGGCAAGGUCCGAGAUGACAACAAGAGACAACACCCUUGCCUUGUUGACUUCUCUAAAUUACCAGAAACCGAAAAGAAUUACAACCUGCAAAUGUCAACAGAAACUUUGAAGACCUUGCUUGCAUUGGGCUGUCAUGUUGCCCAAGUUAAUUUAAAUGCUGAAGAAGACCUAAAAAAGCUCAAACUCCCCAAGAACUACGUGAUGACAAAUGGGUAUAAACCUACACCACUGGAUCUUUCUGAAGUAAAACUGACGGCCGGUCAGGAAGUUCUAGUUGAUAAACUGGCAGAAAAUGCGCAUAAUGUUUGGGCUAAAGAUCGCAUUAAACAAGGAUGGACCUAUGGUAUUCAGCAGGAUUUGAAAAAUCGGCGUAAUCCACGGCUGGUGCCAUAUGCAUUUUUAGAUGAAAGGACAAAGAAAUCAAACAGAGACAGCCUCCGGGAGGCAAUUCGAACUUUGGUUGGAUACGGAUAUUACAUAGACCCACCAGAUCAAGAGACGGCACACAAACUAGAGACUGAGGGCAUUGAGUCUGUCCGUCUGUUUCGUGUGGAAAAAACAUAUGCCGUGAAGACAGGAAAGUGGUACUUUGAGUUUGAGGCUUUGACUGGAGGUGACAUGAAAGUAGGAUGGGCCCGGCCUGGCUGCAGACCUGAUAUAGAACUGGGAGCCGAUGAUCAGGCUUUUGUCUUUGAUGGCUACAGGGGCCGCCGUGUGCAUAUGGGCAGUCAUUUCUUCGGUAGAAACUGGAAUAAAGGAGAUGUAGUGGGCUGCAUGAUCAACAUGGAGGACAAGUCCAUGAUAUUCACCCUAAACGGAGAGAUCCUGAUCACCAACAAGGGCUCUGAGCUCUGUUUUGCUGACUUUGAAGCGGAAGACGGGUUCAUCCCAGUAUGCAGCCUAGGACUUUCCCAAAUUGGCCGCAUGAACUUGGGAAAGGACGCUAGUACUUUUAAGUACUACACUAUGUGUGGCCUUCAGGAGGGCUUUGAACCUUUCGCUGUAAACAUGAAUCGAGAGGUCACCAUGUGGUUCAGCAAACGCCUGCCUACAUUUGUUAAUGUGCCAGAGGAGCACCCCCAUAUUGAGGUAACUAGAAUAGAUGGCACUGUGGACACUCCUCCAUGUCUAAAGGUGACGCAUAAGACAUUCGGCACCCAGACGAGCAAUGACGACAUGAUCUCUUGUCGUCUGAGCAUGCCUGUUCAGUUCCAUCCUGGUCCUCGGAAAAUCUCUGAUUUCAAUGAGGUGUUCGCUGAAGACCAAAGACCCAAGGACGAUGGAGGAAAUAUUGAUUAUGGCAGCAUUACAAAGUACUACUACUCUGUGAAAGUGUUUGCUGGACAGGACCCAGCAUCAGUGUGGGUGGGCUGGGUAACGCCAGACUAUCAUUACUACAGCAAACACUUCAGCCUCAAUGAUGUUCGAACUGUGACCGUGACACUGGGCGACGAACGUGGACGUGUUCACGAGAGUGUGAGGAGAAGUAACUGUUACAUGGUGUGUGCUGGUGACUUUGCCACUGGCUCCACAGGCCGUAGUAACACUGAUCUGGAAAUCGGCUGCUUCAUAGAUCUGUCCUCAGGACUGGUCUUAUUUUUUGCAAAUGGCAGGGAGCUGCCUACUGCAUAUCAGGUUGAACCUAACACAAAACUAUUCCCUGCUGUAUUUGUUCGACCCACAAGUCCAAAUUUGUUCCAGUUUGAGUUUCCCAAAAUUCCAGACGCAAUGCCGUUGUCAUCAGCCAUCUUCAAGAGUUUACGAAGUGACCCAGAGCCCCACUGUCCCCCACGGCUGAAUGUGCAGACCAUUGUGUCUGUGCUGUGGAGCAGAAUGCCCAACACCUUCCUGCCUGUGGAGACAGCCCGGGUGAGCGAGAGGCACGGCUGGGUAGUGCAGUGUCUGGAGCCUCUACAGAUGAUGGCCGUGUAUAUUCCCGAGGAGAACAGGUGUUUAGACAUCAUGGAGUUGUCCGAAAACGAGGAUCUCCGCCAGUUCCACUAUCACACAUUAAAACUGUACUGCGCCCUGUGCGCACUGGGUAACGCCCGUGUAGCUCACGCCCUCUGUAGCCAUCUUGAUCAAUCCCAGCUCCUGUACACCAUUGACAACCAAUACCUGACAGGUCAGCUCCGUGAAGGCUUCUACGACGUUCUGAUCAGCAUUCACCUGGAGGCAGCUAAAGAUGCCCACCUCAUGAUGAAAAAUGAGUUUAUUAUUCCCGUGACGGAUGAGACGCGCAGCAUUCGUCUUUUUUCUGACGACUCCAAGCACCACACUCUCCCUGGAGUGGGUCUGAGCACCUCCAUUACUCCUCGCCUCAACUUCACCCCUCCGUGCUUUAUUACCACCAAGCGUGAGCAGCGUUUCUUCAACCCACAAGUCCCUCUAGGUAUCCUGAAGGAGAAAGCCAUCUGCAUGCUCACGGAAGCGGUGCACGGUGGAGGUGCCCACAUACGAGAUCCCGUGGGCGGGAGCGUUGAGUAUCAGUUUGUGCCGAUUCUUAAAUUGAUUAGCACUCUGCUGAUCAUGGGGGCGAUGACCAGUGAGGAGGUAAAGACCGUCUUGCUCCUUGUUGAGCCUAGUGUGUUCGGAGAAAGUAAAGAAGAGGAGGAACAGCCAGCGAUAGCGGAGCAGGGGGCUGAAAAAGAGGAGGCAAGCAGUAAUGAGGAGAAAGCAGUGGAGGCAGGGGAAGAGGAGUGCAAAGAACCUAAGCAACUGCCCAAAGGUCUUUUGGAGAAGAGCUUGCCCGAAUCAGUCAAGCGGCAGAUGUGUGAGCUACUGCACUAUUUCUGUGACUGCGAGCUGAAGCAGCGCAUCGAGGCUAUCACAGCCUUCUCCGACGAUUUUGUGUCUAAGCUGCAGUACAACCAAAAGUUUCGCUACAACGAGCUGAUGCUAGCCCUCAACAUGUCGGCCGCUGUCACUGCCAAGAAGACUCGAGAGUUUCGCUCACCUCCUCAAGAACAGAUAAACAUGCUGCUGAACUUCAGCGCUGGAGAUGACUGCACAUGUCCUGAGGAUUUACAAGACGAGCUUCAGGGCUUUCAUGAUGAUCUACGACUACACUGUGGCAUCCCAAUGGAAGAGGAGGAAGAAGAGCAGGACACAUCUCUUAAAGGCCGCCUGAUGUCGAUCAUAUAUAAGAUAAAGGGUCGUCCUCAAAAAACAGAGGAAAAACCUACCGAGAAAGAACAAGCUGCUCCCACCAAUCUGAAAGAGCUGAUAUCACAGACUAUGGUCAGCUGGGCACAAGAAUGCAAAAUCCAAGACCCGGCACUAGUUCGCAGCAUGUUCAGUCUUUUAAGAAGGCAGUAUGAUGGAAUUGGUGAACUGCUCAGGGCUUUGAGGAAGAGCUACACAAUCAGUGCCAAGUCUGUAGGGGACGCGAUUAACCUUCUAGCCUCACUGGGCCAGAUUCGAUCACUGCUCAGCGUCCGCAUGGGGGAAGAGGAAGGCCAACUCAUGAUUGACGGCUUGGGGGACAUCAUGAACAACAAAGUGUUUUACCAGCAUCCAAAUCUGAUGCGUGUUCUUGGCAUGCAUGAGACAGUAAUGGAGGUCAUGGUCAAUGUACUGGGAGGAGACAAGAAUAAGGAGAUUGCCUUCCCCAAAAUGGUGGCCAGCUGUUGCCGUUUCCUCUGCUACUUCUGUCGCAUCAGCCGUCAGAAUCAGAAGGCCAUGUUUGACCACCUGAGCUACCUCCUUGAAAACAGCAGCGUGGGGCUGGCCUGCCCAGCUAUGAGAGGUUCCACACCACUGGACGUGGCUGCUGCCUCUGUGAUGGACAACAACAGCCUGGCGCUGGCACUAGAGGAACCUGAUCUUGAGAAGGUGGUGACAUAUCUGGCUGGCUGUGGGUUACAGAAUUGCCCAAUGCUCAUAGCAAAAGGAUACCCAGACAUUGGAUGGAACCCAAUAGAGGGAGAACGCUAUUUGUCUUUUCUCCGAUUUGCUGUCUUUGUGAAUGGUGAAAGUGUUGAAGAAAACGCUAAUGUAGUUGUAAAGCUUUUGAUCAGGCGCCCGGAGUGCUUUGGACCUGCUCUUAGAGGAGAGGGAGGACAAGGUUUGCUAGCUGCCAUGAAGGAGGCCAUUAAGAUUUCCGAAGAUCCAGCUUUAGACCUACCCAACUUACCUGAGGGUGUUACACCCACGGUAGGACAGGAUGAAGAAGAGGAGGAGGUCGCUCAUAUGGGCAACUCUAUUAUGUCUUUCUACUCGGCUCUCAUUGAUCUUUUGGGACGCUGUGCACCUGAGAUGCAUCUGAUAAACAAAGGCAAAGGUGAAGCAUUGCGUAUCCGUGCCAUUCUGCGUUCUUUGGUGCCCACUAAAGAUCUGGUUGGAAUCAUCAGUAUUCCACUCAAAAUGCCUGUCGUGAAUAAAGAUGGCAGUGUAACGGAGCCGGACAUGAAUGCUAGCUUCUGUCCGGAGCACAAGGCACCUAUGGUGCUUUUCCUGGACCGCGUCUAUGGUAUUGAUGACCAAAGCUUCUUGCUACACUUGUUGGAGGUGGGCUUCCUGCCAGACCUUCGAGCAUCAGCCUCCAUGGACACGGAUGUGCUCAGAACCACAGAGACGGCGCUGGCCAUGAAUAGGUACAUAGGCUCAGCCGUGCUUCCUCUACUGACACGCUGUGCUCAUCUGUUCGCUCACACAGAGCAUUAUGCAACUCUCAUUGACUCUACGCUGCAUACCAUCUAUCGUCUAUCUAAGGGCCGAUCGCUCACCAAGGCCCAGAGAGAUUCUAUUGAGGAAUGUUUGCUGGCCAUCUGCAAGCAUCUUCGCCCAUCAAUGCUGCAACAACUUUUGCGUCGUCUGGUGUUUGAUGUUCCACAGCUUUCAGAGUACUGCAAGAUGCCUAUUAAACUUUUGACCAAUCACUACGAGCAGAAUUGGAAGUACUACUGUCUGCCAACAGGCCUGGGCAGCUCUGGUAUGGCAUCAGAGGAGGAGCUUCACCUUACCAAGAAACUCUUCUGGGGACUUUUUGAUUCUCUCUCUCAGAAGAAAUAUGAUGCUGAUCUUUUUAAAAUGGCAUUGCCGUGUUUGAGUGCCAUAUCCGGUGCCAUUCCACCUGACUAUGUGGAUUCCAGUCCAGGAUCUACAUUGGUUAAACAAGCCUCUGUGGAUGGCCAAGGCAACUUUGACCCCCGGCCAAUUAACACUGCUAACAUUUCCUUGCCUGAAAAGUUAGAUUACAUUGCCAACAAGUAUGCCGAGCAUUCCCAUGAGAAAUGGUCCUCUGAGAAGAUUGCUCUUGGCUGGACUGUAGGAGAUAAAAUAGAUGACAAAGCUAAAACUCACCCAUAUUUAAAACCCUACAAGGAACUAAGUGAAAAGGAACGGGAAACAUAUUGUUACCCUGGGAAAGAGACUCUCAAGAGCAUGUUGGCAAUGGGAUGGAACAUUGAAAGGACCAAAGAAGGGGAAGCCAUGAUCCAGCAAAGAGAAACCGAAAAACAGAGCAAGGCCUCAGAGGGAGAAUUUAAGCCCGCCCCUCAGGAUCUGGAUAAUGUUAUUCUAUCAAGAGAACUUCAGGCGAUGGUGGAAACAGUCGCAGAAAAUUACCACAACAUUUGGGCGAAGAAGAAGAAAAUUGAACUUGACAGUAAAGGAGGUGGAAGUCAUCCACUGUUAGUGCCAUAUGACACACUGACGGCUAAAGAGAAGUACAGAGAUAGAGAGAAGUCCCAGGAACUUUUCAAGUUUCUUCAGGUUAAUGGAUAUGCCAUCAGCAGAGGUCAGAAAGACAUGGAGCAAGACUCCUCCUCUAUGGAGAAGAGGAUUGCCUACAAGUUCCUCAAAAGGCUCCUAAACUAUGUUGAUUCUGCGCAGGAGUUUAUCGCUCAUCUUGAGGCUAUGGCCACCAGUGGAAAAACUGACAAAUCUCCACACGAUCAAGAGAUCAAGUUCUUUGCUAAGAUUCUGCUGCCUCUCAUAGACCAAUACUUUAAGAACCACUGCUUGUACUUUAUGUCUUCGCCGAGUAUAAACCUGAGCAGCAGUGGCUAUGCCUCCAACAAAGAGAAGGAGAUGAUCACCAGUUUAUUUUGUAAGCUUGCAGCCCUCGUCAGACACAGGAUUUCACUUUUUGGAAGUGACUCUGCCACCAUGGUGAGCUGCUUACACAUCUUGUCACGCUCACUGGACUUCAGGACUGUGAUGAAGUCUGGCUCAGAGCUGGUGAAGGCUGGCGUAAGGACUUUCUUUGAGAAUGCAGCAGAAGACCUGGAGAAGACUCUGGAGAACCUGAAGCUAGGGAAGCUGGGUCAGUCCCGCACUCAGAUGAAGGGCGUCACUCAGAUCAUUGGCUACACGUCGGUGGCUCUGUUGCCCAUAUUGACCGUUCUCUUCCAGCACAUCACCCAGCAUCAGUUUGGAGCCGAAUUGCUAUUGGAUGACAUUCAACUCUCCUGUUAUCGGAUCCUGACCUCCCUCUACUCUCUAGGCACUGGCAAAAACAUCUAUGUGGAGAAGCAACUUCCAGUAAUAGGCGAAUGCUUGUCCACUUUGGUUGGAGCCAUGCCUGUGGCCUUCCUGGAACCUCAGCUGAAUAUGCACAAUCCCCAGUCUGUCUUCAAUACCAAAACUGCAAGAGAAAGAGCUAUUUUGAGCAUGCCAGACACGGUGGAUGAGAUGUGUCCUGAGAUGCCCCAUCUGGAUGGCCUAAUGAAGGACAUCAAUGACAUAACCGAAUCGGGUGCACGCUACACAGAGAUGCCGCAGGUCAUCGAGGUGAUCCUACCUAUGUUGUGCAACUACCUGUCAUACUGGUGGGCGAAGGGCACGGAGAACUCCCCGAUUGAUGUUUGUUGCUGCACGACUGUCACAUCUGAGCAUCUCAGCCUCAUCCUGGGCAACAUCCUCAAGAUUUUAAAUAACAACCUUGGUAUUGAUAAUGCCCCCUGGAUGAAAAGACUUGCAGUCUUCACCCAGCCUAUCAUUAGCAAGGCUAGCCCAGACCUCCUGAGGACACACUUCCUCCCGACGCUGGAGAAGUUGAAGAAGAAGACAGUGAAAGUAGUGGCUGAGGAGGAGCUGCUUCGGGCUGAAAGCAGAGCAGAUACACAGGAAGCUGAACUGCAGAUUCUGGAUGAGUUUGCUGUUCUGUGCAGGGAUCUGUAUGCCUUUUAUCCCAUGCUCAUUCGUUAUGUGGACAACAACAGGUGCAAAUGGCUAAAGGAACCAGACUCAGAUUCAAAUGAACUCUUCAAAAUGGUGUCAGACAUUUUCAUCCUUUGGUGUAAAUCUCAUAACUUUAAAAGAGAAGAGCAAAAUUUUGUAGUGCAAAAUGAAAUCAACAACCUGGCAUUUCUUACUGGAGAUAGCAAGACUAAGAUGUCAAAGUCUGGAGGUCAGGACCAAGAGAGAAGAGGAAAAAGGAGAAGAGGAGAAUUGUACUCCAUCCAAACGUCUCUUAUUGUAGCAGCCCACAAGAAGAUGCUGCCCAUUGGCUUGAACAUGUGCACUCCUGGAGAUCAGGAGCUCAUUUCCCUUGCCAAGAUCCGCUACAGUCUGAAAGACACAGAUGAUGAGGUCAAGGAUCACCUGAAAAAGAACCUUCAUCUCCAGGAGAAGUCGGCGGAUCCAGCAGUGCAGUGGCAGCUGAACCUCUAUAAAGAUGUUAUGAUCAAGAGCGAGGGACCUCCAGACUCAGAGCACAAUGUGGAAAGAAUUCAGGCCAUCUCCGCUGCUGUCUAUCAUCUUGAACAGGUAGAGCAGCCUCUGAGGAACAAGAAGAUGGUGUUUCAAAAGCUGUUGUCAAAGCAACGCAAGCGUGCCGUGGUGGCUUGUUUCCGUAUGGCACCACUUUAUAACCUACCAAGGCAUCGCUCAAUUAAUCUCUUCCUCAAUGGCUAUCAGAGACUUUGGAUAGAGACAGAAGAGUACUUUUUUGAGGAGAAGCUAGUGCAGGACCUGGCAAAAACUCCUUUAGUUGUGGUAGAGGAAGAGGAGGAAGAAGAAGCUGAAGUUCAGCCAGAUCCUCUUCAUCAGCUCAUCCUUCACUUCAGCCACAAUGCUCUGACUGAAAGGAGCUUCCUAGAGGUGGAUCCUCUGUAUAUUGCUUACGCUGAUAUGAUGGCAAAGAGCUGUGCUGAGAAUGAAGAGGAGGAAGAAGAAGAGGGGAAAGAAAAAACUUUUGAGGAAAAGGAAAUGGAGAAGCAGAAGAUUCUGUACCAGCAGGCCAGACUUCACGCACGAGGUGCUGCUGAAAUGGUCCUACAGAUGAUCAGUGCCAGUAAAGGUCGACUUGGCCCCAUGGUGACUGGAACCCUUAAACUAGGCAUUUCUAUUCUGAAUGGAGGCAACGUUCUUGUACAGCAAAAAAUGUUGGAUUAUUUGAAAGACAAGCGAGAUGCUGGAUUCUUUAAAAGUUUAUCAGGAUUAAUGCAGUCUUGCAGUGUGCUGGAUUUGAAUGCAUUUGAAAGGCAAAAUAAAGCAGAAAGUCUUGGAAUGGUGACUGAAGAGGGGUCAAUCAACGCGAGUGAGCGGGGUUCAAAAGUGCUACAAAAUGAUGAGUUUACAAAGGAUUUAUUCAGGUUUUUGCAACUCCUGUGUGAGGGCCAUAAUAACGAUUUCCAAAACUUCCUGCGGACCCAAACGGGAAACACUACUACGGUCAACAUCAUCAUUAGCACCGUGGACUACCUCUUGCGUCUACAAGAGUCCAUAAGCGAUUUUUACUGGUAUUACUCUGGGAAAGAUGUCAUGGAUGAGGCUGGGCAAUAUAACUUCUCUAAAGCAUUGGCAGUAGCCAAACAAAUCUUUAACUCACUCACUGAGUACAUCCAGGGCCCUUGUAUUGGGAAUCAGCAGAGUUUGGCACACAGCAGGUUGUGGGAUGCAGUGGUGGGAUUUCUGCACGUUUUCGCCAACAUGCAAAUGAAACUAUCACAUGAUUCUAGCCAAAUCGAGCUACUGAAGGAAUUGAUGGAUUUGCAGAAGGAUAUGGUGGUCAUGAUGUUAUCUCUUCUUGAAGGUAAUGUGGUCAAUGGAACUAUCGGUAAGCAGAUGGUCGACACUUUAGUGGAGUCGUCCAGCAACGUGGAAAUGAUCCUCAAGUUCUUCGACAUGUUUCUCAAACUGAAGGACCUAACCACAUCGGAUAACUUCAAAGAGCACGACCCGGACUGCAAAGGCGUCAUAUCCAAGAAGGAGUUCCAGAAGUCCAUGGAAAGCCAAAAGCAGUACACACAGUCGGAGAUCGAGUUCCUUCUGUCCUGUGUGGAGGCAGAUGAAAAUGACAUGUUCAACUAUGAAGAAUUUGUGGGACGCUUCCAUGAACCAGCCAAGGACAUUGGCUUCAAUGUGGCUGUGCUACUCACUAACCUAUCAGAACAUAUGCCCCACGACUCACGCCUGGGGUCCUUCUUAGACCUUGCCGAAAGUGUUCUCAGCUACUUCGAGCCUUACCUGGGCCGUAUCGAGAUCAUGGGUGGUGCCAAAAGGAUUGAAAGGGUUUACUUUGAGAUCAGUGAGUCCAGCAGAACCCAGUGGGAGAAGCCGCAAGUCAAAGAGUCCAAAAGGCAGUUCAUCUUCGAUGUGGUCAACGAAGGUGGCGAGAGCGAAAAGAUGGAGUUAUUUGUGAACUUCUGUGAAGACACCAUCUUUGAGAUGCAGCUGGCCUCUCAGAUUUCCGAGCAAGAUGCCACAGAACGACCUGAGGAAAAUGAAGAGGAAGAUGUGCACAGUCUUCUUGAAGGAUUGUCCGAAGAGGAAGAAGUGUCCCUCGAGUCUGCCUCGGCCUUCACCGCGGCUUGUGCCUCCGUGAAGAAGAGCGUGUCUAACUUCCGUCAGAUGCUGACGUUGAAAAAUAUGCGCAAACAGUUCAAGAAAAUCAAAAAACUGACCAUCAAGGAGAUGAUUACAGGCUUCUUCUCCUUCUUCUGGAUGCUAUUUACCGGGUUCUUCAAAGGAAUUUUCAGCAUUGUCUUCGGGUUCUUCCAUAUUAUUUGGUCCUCCAUGUUUGGAGGGGGCCUUGUAGAGGGGGCUAAAAACAUGAAAGUGACUGAUAUUUUGGGUAACAUGCCUGAUCCCACCCAAUUUGGAAUCCACGGUGAUGUUUUGGAAGCUGAGAAAACUGAAAGCAAUGAACUAGUUGUGACGGCAGAUAUGGUGCAGAUGACUGGUGCUGGUGUUGAGAAACUGGAAGCCGAUAUGAUCAUGGAUCUCCUCAAUCCUGCGGGAAAGAAAGAGGGGAAGCAUGGGGUAGAGCCUGGUCUGGGUGAUGUCUGUGAGGUCCAUACGGAGGCUAGUGCUCCUGUCGAGAAGAAGAAAAGUCAGAAAGUCGCGGCAGACAAACCCGAAUCUGAACCGGAGAAAGCAGACACUGAGAACCAGGAGAAAGAGGACAAGGCUAAAGAGGAAACAUCUGAAGAAACAGAAUCUGCCAAACCAACUCCAAGAGCCAAACACGAUGUAUCAAAAGAUGAAUCUCAAGCAUUCAUGACCAGCUUCAUUGCAGGGCUUGAAGUCUACAAAACCAAAAUGCUUAAUUACCUGGCUCGUAAUUUCUACAACCUUCGUUUUCUGGCUCUGUUUGUGGCCUUUGCCAUCAACUUCAUCUUACUCUUCUAUAAGGUGACUGGAGAUGACGAUGAAGAGGAGGAGGAAGGAUCCUGGGGUGGUGCAGAUGAUGAUGAAGAUGAUGAUGAUGAAGGAAUGCAAUACUUCAUUCUUCAGGAGAACACUGGCUAUAUGGCACCCACUUUGACGUUCUUGGCUGUAUUUCACACAAUCAUCUCAUUCCUCUGCGUCGUUGGAUAUUACUGCCUUAAGGUUCCCUUAGUAGUGUUCAAGAGAGAGAAAGAGAUCGCCAGAAAGCUAGAGUUUGAUGGUUUGUAUAUAACUGAGCAGCCAUCUGAUGAUGACAUCAAAGGACAGUGGGAUCGUCUGGUUAUUGCAACUCCCUCCUUCCCUAACAAUUACUGGGACAAAUUUGUUAAGAGGAAGGUCAUCAAUAAAUACGGUGAUUUGUAUGGGGCCGAGCGCAUAGCUGAACUUCUGGGUCUGGAUAAGAGCGCGCUAGACUUCGACCCCACUGAAGAGGCUGUGGUGAAGGAGGCGUCCCUGCUCUCCUGGCUGAGUUCUAUUGACACCAAAUAUCACAUCUGGAAGAUGGGAGUGGUGCUUACUGACAAUUCUUACCUCUAUCUGAUCUGGUACACCACCAUGUCUAUUCUCGGACAUUAUAAUAACUUCUUCUUCGCUGCUCAUUUGCUGGACAUUGCCAUGGGCUUUAAGACCUUGAGAACUAUUCUGUCAUCUGUAACUCACAAUGGAAAACAGUUGGUGUUGACUGUAGGACUCCUGGCAGUCGUGGUCUAUCUGUACACUGUGGUGGCUUUUAACUUCUUCCGCAAGUUCUACAACAAGAGCGAGGAUGAGGACCAGCCUGAUAUGAAGUGUGAUGAUAUGAUGACUUGUUACCUGUUCCACAUGUAUGUGGGCGUGAGAGCCGGAGGAGGCAUUGGUGAUGAAAUCGAGGACCCUGCCGGUGACCCUUACGAGCUCUACCGCAUUCUGUUCGACAUCACCUUCUUUUUCUUCGUCAUCGUCAUUCUGCUGGCCAUCAUUCAGGGUUUGAUCAUUGAUGCCUUCGGUGAGUUGAGAGAUCAGCAGGAGCAGGUUAAGGAAGACAUGGAGACAAAAUGCUUUAUCUGUGGAAUUGGGAACGACUACUUCGACACAACUCCGCACGGCUUCGAGACCCAUACUUUACAAGAGCACAAUCUGGCCAACUAUUUAUUCUUUUUGAUGUAUCUCAUUAACAAAGAUGAGACUGAACACACUGGUCAGGAGUCAUACGUUUGGAAGAUGUAUCAGGAAAGAUGCUGGGAUUUCUUCCCGGCCGGAGACUGUUUCCGAAAGCAAUACGAGGACCAGCUGGGCUAGAGGAAAUGUUGGCCUCAGUCCUUAUACAAACGCCAACCUGCACAAGAUCCUAAUAUCUACAUCCUUUUAAGAUUUCACGUAGGUUGGACACAACCAACAACAUCUGAAACUAGCUGUCAUCACCACCGCUCACACAUCCAUUCACUUAAACCCGAGCUGUUUCCACACAGGAAAUGACAGCAACAUACUGAGAACUCAUUGCGAUCAAUCCAAAAAAAAAAUGUGAACUCUAACUAAACACCGAAGGACGAAAACACAAUCAAUCACGUUGACACUGCAGCAUAUCUUUAUAAAAACAUCACAUGC
Paramisgurnus dabryanus is the source of this 14976-nucleotide messenger RNA. The record is from RefSeq and is a predicted model, not a curated record. NCBI's taxonomy places the organism in Eukaryota, Metazoa, Chordata, Actinopteri, Cypriniformes, Cobitidae.